Molecule: messenger RNA, 1666 nt
Organism: Corylus avellana
Lineage: Eukaryota; Viridiplantae; Streptophyta; Magnoliopsida; Fagales; Betulaceae
Product: Zinc finger protein 622
Biological process (GO): ribosomal large subunit biogenesis
Cellular component (GO): preribosome, large subunit precursor
Source: RefSeq, a predicted model, not a curated record
ACUCUUAUCUUUCCUCACGUACUCAGAAACUUAUCUCAAAAUUUUCUUUCAAACUUGGCACAUCAACGUUGACUAAUUUCUCAAGAUAUUUGAUGCAAGAUGUCGUAUUCGGGCCCAAAGGCCCACCAUAAUCGCAAAGCCCAUAGCAAUACCGAAGCGCUUGCGCAAGCGUCUGGCGGCUGAUCUUUCAUCACCAUUUCACUGUGUACGAGCCGUCGUAUCUUUCAUGCUUUGCAGGAAUUUUUCUUCUGUGACAAAAAGAUUGAAUCGCACAAAAUGCCUGGGCUAACCUGCAACUCGUGCAACCAAGAGUUCAACGACGAUGCGGAGCAAAAGCUACAUUACAAGUCUGAAUGGCACCGCUACAAUCUCAAGCGCAAGGUAGCUGGAGUGCCUGGAGUGACUGAAGCAUUGUUUCUAGCUAGACAAUCUGCGCUUGCUCAAGAGAAAAGCCAGUCAAGUGAAACUCCAAUGCUCUACAGUUGUGGUCUUUGUGGGAAAGGAUAUAGAAGUUCUAAGGCUCAUGCUCAGCAUCUUAAUUCACGAAGUCACAUCAUGCGGGCUUCUCAAGGAACAAACCAACAAGAAGAGGAGAAGGCAAUAAUUAAGCCACUUUCCCGACGUGUUGUGAAUAAGCCACCCCAUCAAAGGGCGAUAAACAAUGAAGGAAGUGAAGAAAGCGAAGAUGAGUGGGUGGAGGUUGAUCCCGAAGAAGAGUUGGUUGGUGAGGCCACUAAGUCCUUAACUGAAUUGAAUGUACAUGAGCUUGCCUCUGACAAUGAUAUGGAUGAUGAUGACUCUGAGGAGGAGUUGGAUCCAUCUUGUUGCUUUAUGUGUGAUCUAGAGCAUGAUACCAUAGAGAGCUGCAUGGUUCACAUGCACAAGCAGCAUGGGUUCUUCAUUCCCGAUGUUGAGUAUCUAAAGGAUCCAAAAGGACUCCUUACUUAUCUUGGCCUUAAGGUCAAGAGAGAUUAUAUGUGCCUGUACUGCAAUGACCGCUGUCACCCUUUUAACAGUUUGGAAGCAGUUAGGAAGCAUAUGGUGGCAAAGAGUCAUUGCAGAGUACAUUAUGGUGAUGGUGAUGAUGAGGAGGAAGCAGAGUUAGAAGAAUUCUAUGAUUAUAGCAGCAGUUAUGCGGAUGGGCAUGGAAAACAGCUGGUUGCUUCAAGUGAUGUGGAGAACAAUGUAGAACUUGGGAUUGGUGGAGCUGAGCUAAUCAUAACCAGAAGAUCUGACGAGGGUAUAUCAACAAAAUCACUUGGCUCCCGGGAAUAUUUGCGCUACUAUCGCCAGAAACCACGACCCUCACCCUUGAACAAUGUGGCGAUUACUGCAGCUCUUGCCGCAAGGUAUAGGAGCAUGGGGUUGGCUACUGUGCAGUCGAGAGAACAGAUGGUGAGGAUGAAAGUGAUGAAACAAAUGAAUAGGUCGGGAGUGGAGGCCAUGCGCACCAAGAUUGGAAUGAAGAGCAAUGUCAUCCGGAACCUGCCCAAGAAUGUCACACACUAGUUCUAGGCCAACCCUUUUUCUUAUUCAAGUAAUGUACUCUGUUGAAAUUAAGUUUGUAUCCUAUGAACUUGCACUUCUUAUUUCCUCUGCAAUGUGGGAUUUGCUCAGACAUGGUUGGAUUGAUCCACAAUAUGCUAUCAAAGAACAAGUUCACAGC